Molecule: messenger RNA, 16113 nt
Organism: Xyrichtys novacula (pearly razorfish)
Lineage: Eukaryota; Metazoa; Chordata; Actinopteri; Labriformes; Labridae
Source: the annotation of a GenBank genome assembly
UCUUCCGGGUUGUGAUCGCGGCGUGUUGCUGAACAACAUGUGAGUUUGGACGAAGGAGACGAAGAUUAAAUGUAAGAAAACUCUCUAUGUUUAAUAUUGAAAAUAACGACCCAAGGUAUAUUUAAUCAGUACUCUUUCCCUCUAUUGCAAAACAAUUGAUUUGUCUACUGGAAAACUUGUUUUGUGUUUGCCAUGAGAGUUAAAUGCUGCUGGUUGUUGGUUUACUCUCAUACAUUUGAAAUAGUGGUGGUCUGUUUGUAAAGUAAAGCUGCUAUUUUUUAGACUACACAUCGUCUGCAUUUAAGAUUCAUGGAUCUGCUAAAUCUGAAAUGUUAUACCAUUUAACUCACAUCUCAAAUGGACCAACGAUCAAACUGUGUCUAACACUUUACUGCAUCCAUUCAUCACUAAACAUAAGAAGACUUGUAGUUUCACGAGCAGGAUAACAGGCUUUUAAAUAAUCUGUGACACUGGGUUUCAGAGAGGUCUGACUGAACAACGAACAUGGCAACAGUGGAGGAGGACUUCCCCCGAGGAGGGACAGCAAAGAAGUCCAGCGAGAGUAAAAUCGUGGUGCAGCGAGCAGAAGUGGACAACUUAUUCCAGGUUCUUCCCUCUUUUAUCCUCUGUCCUUAUGUUACUGUCAUUUCCAUCACACACAUUCUGUCAUUUGACUCAAAUGCACUGAUAAAGUAGGAGCUGCAUCAGCUUCUCUUAAUUUUAUCUUGAACACUAUGGAUGGGACAAAACACUGACAAUAAAUCAUCAUUUUGACUUAUGAUAAAUGUCCUUUAAACUUAAAGGACAUUUGAUUAUGUGUUAAAAGGAGACUAUUAAAAAUGUGUGUCUUCUGUCUUGCAGUCAACUGAAAAAGCAGAAACUAAGAAAAGAAAGGGAGCUGUGAAAGAUGAUGGAAAGAAGCUAAAAAAGAAAAAGACAGACCAAACGAAAGAUGAUGGUCUGACACUGAAUGCAGCAGCCAAAUGUGUGGAAAUUCUUCAUAUCAAGGUAAUACAGUUUUCACAGUCCAGAGCUGGUGUGUAGCUCACUCAGUCUUAUUUUCUAGUUCAGUGUUAUUUGGAACAGCAUUGGACAUUGUGUCUUAUUUUGGAUUUCACAGAAUGUGAAGGAGGGGAUGCUGAUGCUGGGCUGUGUCAAGGAAGUUACAGACUUUGAGGUGUCUGUGAGCCUUCCUUGUGGCCUGCAAGGCUUUCUCAGCAUCAACAGCAUCUGUGACUCAUAUGCCAAGAUGCUCAGUGAGCAACUGGACUCAGCUGACACUGAGGUAGGCUUCUGAAAUACUCGUCAUGUUUGUGUUGGGGUUGCUUUCCACAGAUUUCCACAUGUUUUGAAAAUAGUUGUAAUUUUCUCAGUUUGGUUCUGCGGGGCCUGGGACUAAGAUACUUGCCUACGUUUGAUAAAAUUUCAUUUAUCCAGUUCUUUGAUUUCAUCAUGUCACAGAAUAGUUUGUGUUGUGUUCAAGUUAAAUCUUGUUUUCUUACUUUACAGGAUAUCUGCUCUCUGCCUCACCUCUUCUACCCCGGCAUGGUGAUCCGGUGUGUUGUCGCCAAGUUGGAUUUAGCCAAAGGAGGGUCUCUCAGCAUCAGGUUAUCAGUCAAUCCAAAGCUGGUCAACAAGGCGCUCUCUUCAGACUCUCUGAAAGUUGGCAUGGUAAGUCAUCAGUGAGUUUCAUACAUUAUUCUGGCUUCAAAUUGCAUUUUGUGCGAUGGGUAACUGUUGUGAUUUUGUUGCGACUCAGAUCUUGAGCGGAUGUGUGGACAGUGUGGAGGAUCAUGGCUACUUAGUUGACCUUGGCAUCAGUGGAACUAAAGGCUUCCUGCCCAAGACUAACGUAAAAGACAUUCAAAACAAACCAGUUGGUAUGAAAAGUAUUUUUGUUUUCCUUCAUGUAUCUGAAACUACAUGCAUUUGUAUGUCAUUUGUGUGAAACCUGUGAAAUCAUUGGUGGGUUGCAGUGAUUUGUCAGUGUGUCUUUCAAGCAUGUGUGUGCUUCUGUGUUCCCAGAGCUCAAAGUGGGUCAGUAUGUGACUCCUCAGGUGGAGGAGGUGAAGAAUCAAGGCCGUGUGGUCCGCCUUUCUGUCGGCCCCCUGAGUUUUGCACAGGCCUGUACUGAAUCUGCGCACGCCUGGACCCUCACUAACCUCCUGCCUGGUCUGCUCAUGAAAGCUACGAUCAAAAAGGUCGAGUCAACAAUCAUGAAAAUAUGAGAUUAGAUUUUCGUAAAGAUUUGUGAUGCACUCUGUUUCUAUAGUUAAUAAUCUACUCUUCAAGCUAAUCUUUGUCAUGUUUUGAUAGUCUACAUGCUGAUCUUGCAGGUAACCAAACAUGGUCUGCUCUUGGACUUCCUGUCCUCCUUCAACGGCCAAGUGGACUUCCUUCACAUGGAUCCUACCCAGGCAUACACAGAGGGCACUGAGGUAGACUUUGUGUGCCAUUUUGGCUUAACCAAGAUAGUGAGAAAUGUUGUCAGUUUUCUGAUCUUCUGGAGUUCUUUAAAAAUCCACUCAGGUGCAAGCCUGCGUGCUGUAUGUGGAGCCGUCCGCUCGCCUGGUGGGCCUGAGCCUACGCAGCUACCUCCUUCAGCCUGGGACCACAGUCGAACCCUUCCACGCUGGAGGAGAUCGUAUUGGUGAGGUGGUGAAGGACUGCAAGAUGUCCAGCAUGCACCACAUGUCUGGGGCCAUGCUGAAAUUUCCUGAUAAAACACCAGCCUUUGUACAUGUGAGUGAGGAGACACUCUAAACAUUGAAACCUACUGUGACAUUUAGUAGAUUAGAUGCUCUCUUUGAACGUUCUUCAUAUUUAACAUUAUUACAUACUUUACACUUUACCUGACAGAGGAAUCACCUGAAGGAGCCGAACGUCUCAGCCAAUGAGAACAGAGUGAUGGCCAUGUCAGGGCACACCUGCAGGAUUCUGGACUACAGCCUCAUAGACCAAAUUCAUUUUGCCAGUCUGCGCAAGUAUGUAGCAGCUCUUUAUUUCAUUCCAUAACAUACACAAACUUUACUGUUUUAACUUAAUCCACCAUCAUCUUUGUCUCUAUUUCAGGAGUAUAAUUUCAAAGCCAUUUUUUAGAUACCACGAUCUUCAGGCUGGCCAGGUCGUAGAGGUGAGAAACUUUCUACAUACCUGAGUUCUUUUUUAAACACAAGGCAAAAAUAAGAUCAGAAAUACUGCGUAAAAACAUAAUCUUUAUAGCAAAUCUGUAUAAUAAGUAGUACUUUUUUGAUACACUUAUGGAUAAGUUUAUAAGCUAGGUUCUUGUUAUGUAUUGCUCUUUUAAUAUGAACAGCAGGUACACUGGCUGAACUCGAAAUAAUCUGUGUACCAGCACACCAGAAACUCUUUUAAAUCUAUAAAACAUGUCAAGUUUCUAUGCUGUGGUAUGCAAUGGACAGUUUCUCAGCCAAGUAUCACUCUUGCCUGAAAUAUCAUGACUUUUGUUCACUGAAAUAAAAAAGAAUUUAACUUCAUGGUUUGGGUUUAUUUCUGCCAAAUUCAAAUAGCUAAAUAAAAGCAAAAGAGAUGGUAGAAAUGUUGAUGAAAUCGAAUUUGUUCUUGUGUCCCUCCCUCAUAGGGGACAGUGUCAGUCCUGCUAAAUCAUGGCAUGAUGGUGCAUGUGUCAGACCACAUUAAAGGACUUGUACCUCGGAAUCACCUGUCUGAUAUUGUCCUCAAGAACCCUGAGAAGAAGUUCACCGAGGGCAUGAAGGUCAAAUGUCGGGUCAGUCAAGUUUCUGUUUUAAGGAGGAUUUGAAGAAUAGUAGCUGAAACAAGUCUAAAAUGUCAAAUUCUCAGUCUAAUGUUUUUUCCUUCUCUUUUUCGUUGAUUAUACCUUCAGGUGUUGUCAGUGGAUCCUCAGAAUAGGAAGCUGUACCUAACCAAAAAGAAGGCCCUGGUUGACAGCUCCCUACCAUUGUUCUUCAGCUAUGAAGAUGCGCGUCCUGGUCGUGUGUCGCAUGGACACAUUGUCUGUAUUAAAGACUUUGGCUGCAUCGUUCGCUUCUACAACAAUGUCAAGGGUCUGGUGCCAAUUAAGGAGCUCAGCUCUGAGCCCAUCAUCAGUCCUGAGGAGGUCUUCUAUGUGGGCCAGGUGAGGAAUCAGACAGAAUGGAUAUGAUGGAUUAUGUCUGGAUUAAAUGAAUGCUUUACAAUGUGUCUGCCAUUGUAAAUGAUUUACAACUCCUUUGUUAUUAGUUUAUGAAUAUAAUCAACAAAUAAAAUCUUGAUACUUAUGUUUUUUUUGGAAAUAUAUGAAGCAUAUUCUUUUGUUUUUGUUGCUCUUCUAGGUGGUAAAGACUAAAGUUCUUCAGUGUAACCCCGACAUGGCAAAGAUGAUUCUGUCAUUUAAGGCUGCAGUGGAGGGAGAAACAGAGGGAGCUGAUAAACCUCAGUUUGACUGUGAAGUCGGGCAGGUAAGAUUCCUCAUUUUCUUUUUUUCUCAUAUUUCUUUUCAUCGAAUUUAGAUUCUCAAAUGUAUAUUCAUAAAAAUUCAUUUGUCCCUGCCACCAUCAGACUCCUCAAUGUAGCAUGUUUUUAAUUAUGUGAUUAUAGUGUGACUGUGUUUUGCUCUGUUUUCUUUUAUUUGUGUUUUGCUCCUUGGGAAUAAUAGAGUUUACCUUACCUUAUUUUGUGUGGUUUAGAGGCUGGAGGCCAGGAUACUGAAAAAAACCCUAAAUGGUCUUGAGGUGGCAAUCCUUCCUGAUGAGAUCCGUACGUUGCUGCCUACAGUGCACCUUUCUGAUCACGUUUCCAACUGCCCUCUGCUGUGGGAGACCCUCAAAGAGGGCGACAACAUCUCCAACCUCAUCUGCUGCAACAAAAACAAGCAGAAUAUUGUAUCCUUUUGUUGAAAUCUGUGACCGUGAUCAGAGCUAAGAAGUACCAGUUUAACAGGCAUUAGGUGCGAGCUGGAGUUGAAUUCCCAGUAACUUUUCAGAUCUGAACUACAAUAAACAGCAGGCGAUAUGAUGCUCUUUUCCUGAGCUGCUCCUCUAUCAUAGACUCUCACCAAGAAACCAACAGUCAGGUGGUCCCUGGAGGAAGGAGUGGUUGCCAGAGACUUCUCUGAAAUCACAGUGGGAAUGCAGCUAAUUGGCUGGAUUAAGAACAUGAUGUCCUAUGGCGUCUUUGUGGAGUUUCCAUACGGCCUUGUUGGUCUUGCACCCAAGUCUGUGAGUAAAAUGAUUGAAGUUGCUCCUUCUGCCUCAAUUCUACUCUUAAAGUUGUUCACUUUUAGCCCAUAACAUCUUCCUCUGCUCUGUCUUCCUUAGGCCAUGACCGACAAGUUCGUCAGUGAUGCCACCUCUGCUUUCCAGCUGGGCCAGACUGUGAUCGCUAAAGUUACCAACAUAGAUGAAGAAAAGCGGCGUUUCCUGGUCACACUGAAGAUUUCAGAAAUCGCGACCCCUGAGGGAGACGCCCAAACCAGACUCAUAAAUGGUCUGCAGGAGAGAAGAACUGUGGCUGAAAUGUUCGCUAUGAGAGGUACAACUGCAUCACUUUCAUCGGAUCUCUCUGUUUUGUGUUCAAGAAUCAAGAAUCUCGCUCAUACUGUAGUUUGGAUCAGCUCUGAUCUUGAGAUUCAUAGUUUCUUCAUUGAAAGUUUCUCCUCAUUGUCUAAUCUCUCUUGUGUUCAUUUGUAGAUAACAGUGACCUUCAUCAGCAGCUGGCUGCUCUGUCUGUUGGUGAAAAGGUGAAGCUGACUGUGGACACUGUGACAGACAGCAGUGCCACCUUUAAAUCAGACGAUUUGGUUGGAGCUGCGAUUACGGCCACAAAGUACCACAUCAUGGGUAUGUGCAGUCUAUGACCAUGAAUCAAGUGAAACUCAUUAAAGUCUUCAACAUUUAACUCUAACAGUAUUAAAGUUUUGGUCUUUGCUGAAACAUGUAAAUGUAUGUGUAAUACUGAUAAUAACAGGUGAUUACUGCUCUUUACAGUUUUUAUUAUUGGAAGCGGUCCUUAUAUUUUGUCCACUCCAUUAGCAAACGUGAAAGAAGGGCAAAAUAUUAGGAACACCUGUCGAUUUAAUGCACUCCAGAGCACAACUCCAACUACAACAAUUAAUACAGAGAAGAGUGAUCACUUUCUGACCAUGUGAAGAAAAAAUGAAAAAUUCAGAAGCUUCCUGAAGGUAGAAUUUGAAGGCAGGGAUGUUGUUUCCGGUUGGAUUAGAUUGCCCGGGUGUUCAUAAUGUUGUGGCUGGCCGAUAUAGCCAUUUAAAGAGAAAUUCACACAUUUUAGAGUCUUGACUUUUUGUCUUGAAUACUGUACACCACAAUUUUGGAUUCUUGAUUCCCAUGUUAGCGUCUUGCAGUAGGCUCUCACUGACUGUUUUAGAAUCCUCUCUCAACAUUUAGGUUGCUGUUUUUUCUUCACAUGGACUGUUGUUAAGUUGUCAGUGCAAACCCUGUACAUUUUUUUUUGCUAUGUUUCCAGGUGCCAACCUGACCCAGGGCCAAAAGGUUACUGCUGUCAUCCUCUAUAUUGACAUCAUGUCUUCAAGCAUCCUUGUGUCCAUUCUUCACAAGCUGGUGGCAAAGAAGAAAAGUGUGAGUUUACUGUGUUAUUACCAUUGUUUACUUUUUUGCACAGCUCCUCUGUAGCUCUUCCUCUAUGUUCAAUCUAACUGUGGCUGCCUGUGCAGCACCCAGCUUUUGAAGAAGCAGCCUAACAUCACAUAAUUUGAACACUCUGUACUGUAAUUGUUACAUAUAGCGAUUGAUCUUUGUUGUGUGUUUUCAUUUGUAUUUACAGCUGACUGAAGGAUCAACGUACACAGCGAUGGUGCAGCAUGUUGACAAAGACUUUGCCGUCAUCUCCUUGGACAAUAUGGCACAGCUGACUGUGAUCCAAGCCCGCAGCCACCUGAAUGAGAUCCAUCGGUUUGAGUCGGAGAGUCUGAAGCCAGGGAGGAGUUUGUCUGUGGAGGUCAUAGACCCCAGUUGUCAGGAGCUGCAAGGGCUCCCUCUAGUGUCAUGGAAGAACACUUCACCAAAUAGACAGCGCACAACCUCUGAGAACCAGCCAGACUCCAAAGGUUACAGGUUUGGUGAAAUUGUGGAAGGCAAAGUGAAGUUGGUGAAGCCUACUUCCAUUCAGGUCACACUCGACGAUGGAACCAAAGGCAGCGUGCACGUGUCUCAGGUCCGGGAGGUUUCAGAACUCUGUCAGGGAGCCUUCCCCACAUCCUCAGUCAAAGUGGGCAGCGUGGUCACAGCCAGGGUCAUCGGGGGACGAGAGGCCUCCAGUCACAGGUACAAACUGCAGGAAUGUCUUAUUGAGGAGGGAAGACAUUAUUAUCAUGAGUUACCUUUUUUUAAUUAUGUUGUUUUCACGCCAUUUGCCAGACUGAUCUACUGUUGAACAAUCCCAACUGUCUCAUUUCAGGUUCUUGCCCUUCUCCCAUCCCAGAUAUACAUACACCAUUCCUGAGCUCACGCUUCUGCCCAGGUAACUUAAUCAAACAGCUCCUAUAAUGGACAAAACUACCAUUAUAACCAGCAUGACAACCUGAAUAUAAAUUUUUGCAUGGGUCUGUUUUUCAUUUGUUUUUGUUUUUUUCAUUCUUCUCAGCAAACUGGACCCAAGUACAGAAAUAAAAGCAAUCAAAGUUAAAGAAAAACUGGAGAGUUAUAAGGUCGGGGAGGAAAUUCCAUGCUUCGUCUCGAAGGUAAGUUCAGGUGUAUUCUAACAAAUUUCACAGAGUACAAUUCAGCUCUAGAAUGACACUGAGUUGUUUUAUGUCCACAGUUUAAUCCAGCGAAGAAGUCUUUGGAGGUCACCACUGAUCCAUCUAUAACUGGGACAGUUGAACUGCUCGCCAUGAUCACUGAACCCAGAGUAAGUUUAAAGUUUGUGUAAUAUAUAACUGGAGCUUUUCAUUCAUACUGGAAGGGUACAUGCCGACUCAGAAAGUUGACCUUUUUAUGUUUAGGAUGGUUGCCAUCCAGAGAAACGCUACAAGCUGGGCAGUGUGGUGUACGCCAAAGUGGUUGAAGCAAGCGCCAAUCCAGUCCGCUUUGCUCUGUCACUCACAGGUAACAGCCUCCGUGUACAACUGUUUUGUUUACCGUUUUACAUCUCUAGCUCUCUUCAAAGGAAAAACCUUCAACAACUUUGACGCCGUUUUUUUUUUUUACUUUUGAAGGAGUCCAUAAACUGGAGAAAGGCAGCAUUAGUUUGGGGAUGGUGACAAACAUUCAGCCACACAUUGGCCUUCAUGUCCAACUUCCAUUUGGCGGCUUGGGGUCUGUUUGUGUCACUGAGCUGGCUGAUGCAUACAAGCCGAAUCCCCUGGACCGGUACAGCAAGGAUCAGCUGCUCAGGUCAGUUUUAAGCGGGGUUUAAGUUCUGCUGGGGAGUUUUUAGCUGGUUGGAAAAAAAGUCAAAAUAAAUGUCUCUGAUGUCUGAAGCCUCCUCUUGAUUUAUAAAAGGAAAUGUGAACCGUCAGCAAAGUAAUGGAGAUAUUUCUUUAACAAGUGAUGUUGGCAACACUUUACACAAACCCACCACUAUAAGGCAUUAUGAGCAGGUUUAUAUACGUGUUUAUAGGGCUUUAUAACAAUCCUUCUAAGUGAUUAUAUAUAUUCGUAACUAAUAGCAACUAAUAGCACUAAUGUUUGAGAAGUGUUAUAGGCUGUGAAUGUAAUUUCUUUUGAAUGUAUGAUUUAUAAUGUAUCGUACCAUUGUGCAAAGCUAUUAAUGGUGUCCAUUGAAUUCUGGGUUUUUAACUUAUUAUAACUUCCAUCAAAGUUAUUCAGUUAUCUAAAAAUAGGCCUCUAAUCAGGGUGACCAGAUGUCCCCAAUUUCUGGGGACUGUCCCCGUUUUAGAAGACAUGUCCCCGGCUAAAGCUGUCCCCGGAAAUGUCCCUGAUUUCAGCGUUUCACAAAUGAGGGAAAAAAAUGUUGUGUGUAGAUUAGAAGAAUGGUUAUUACAGUAGCGGGGCCGGUCAAAAGCAUCAGUGAGCAUGUAGCGCGCAGUCAUGAACAACAGUGUUAUUACGAGGGGGUUAACAAGUAUCAGAAUCAGAAAUACUUUCGUUACAGUACUCCAGUGCAAAUAGAGUAAAAUUAAAAAGAGUAAAAACAGUAAAAGAGGAGAUAAAUAGUAGAUAAAGUAGAAGAUAAAAUAGAUAAAAUAAGUAAAAAUAUAGAGAUAAUAUACAAGUAUUUUCACUAUAAACAACACAAAACAAAUAGUGACAUUGUAUGCAUAGUAGCAGGUUGUAGUCUGUGAUCACAUAGCCACUCUUGUAGAUGCGAACAACUGAAAGAUGUUUGCUGUGUUAUUUCAAACACUCAUCUUUUUGUGUGUGAGUAUGUGUAUUUGAAGACACAUUAAUACUGUGUGUUGACAUCAGGAAGAAUAUAUUCUAGGUGUCUCUAUCAUGCUUCUAAAAUCACUUGUUUAGCUUGAAGGGCAGAUUGUAAAGGUCAUAUCUGCAUGUGUGUCUUUUUGCCAAAGGUUUUACCUUCUUGAUAAUGAAAAUGGAAAGUGGCAGCUGUCUCUACGUCCAUCAAGGUAUGUGCAAGUGUUUUUUGAUUUGAACAUGUCAAGACCUUCACAGCGCACCUGUCAUACUUUCCAGCUGACUUUCACCCUGCCUGUAGGCUAAACCCAGAGCAAGCCAAGCCGGCGAAGGACCCGGAGGUUUUGUCUAUAGAAAACCUGCACGAAGGUCAGAUCAUCAGAGGUUACGUCAAGUCUGUGGGAGAGCAGGGAAUUUUCAUCAGGUACCUGAGCAAUACUCAUCUAGAUCUUCAUGAAAUACAUAUAAAUAGACAAAAUGUUAUUUAUCAGUAUAAUUAAGUUUCAUGUUCUUCAAGUUUAUGGAGACGUCUUUAUGCCUUUCUUUUCUAGAUUAUCAAGAAACAUCACAGGAAGAGCUCAACUUCAGCAGUCCACAACUUACUUUGUCAAGAACUCUGAUGUCCUUUCAAAACACCUGCCUCCAAACAGCCUGCUCACGACCAAGAUCAUCAGGUACAGAAAGCUCAGAUAACUAAAUGUUUGUAUUUAAAAACAGAGGAAUGGAAAGGUAAAGGUGAAUUCAUCAAACAAACAUCCAGAAUUAGAUUUAAACAAAAGAGAGGAAGAAUCAGGCCGUACCGCUGAUGGUGUCCGAUGAGUGCAAUAUGGUCACAGCGUCAUUUUCAGUCUGCAUCUCUUUCUAUUUUUGUCCCAGUAUCAACAGAGAGGAGGAGUUUGUCAACCUGUCUCUGCUUCCAGCAGACACCGGGAAGCCAGACAUCCUCCCAGAGUCUCUGGGUCUGCCUCUGCGUCUGGUUGGAGAGGAGAAGGUGAAAUAUGAUAAGCUCAAGAAGACCAAACGCAAAGUGUCUGAGAGCGAAGGGGUAAGAAACCGUGCAAAGAUCUCUCUUUUCUUUUCUUCCCUCAGUAAACAAGGACAGUACUCGAUAAAGGGAAAAGCACCACCACGUGGAUCGAUAGAGGCUUUAGUUAUCAGUCAUUCAUUAUCAUUUGGGUGAACAGUUAUGAAUUCUGCAUUGAUCACAGCCUCCAUUUAAAACUCUCUCCAUAUCCGUAGUUUUUCUGAAUUAUUGUUUACCUGACUCUUCAUGACGGUCUUCACUGUUGUUUCAUUUACUAGAAACAAGCAGAGGAGGAGGUCCCAAAGAAAAAGAAGAAAACGAAGAAAACAAAGACCGAUGACAGCGACAGCGGGGUGGAGGUGUACUUCAGAGAAGAAGAGGAUGAAGAGGAUAAAAAAUCCACAUCUGUUAAAGUAAGCAGAUGGACUUAAGCUUAGGGUUUUCAUACGUAAACAAACCUUCCUAGAUCAAGCACAGUAUUCAGAUUUUCACAACAUGAAUACAUUUUGUCUUAGCAGGUGUCUCAAAGCCCAGCAGGUCCAUCCAGACUGCAAGUAGCAGCAGGUUUCUCCUGGGAUGUGGGUCUCAGCUCUCUGAGGCCUGCCUCUGCUGCUCAGGGAAACGACUCAAGUGACGAGGAGGACCAGGAAGGAAAAGUCAAGGUGAGCGGACUACAACUUCUUCCUGUGUCUCUCUCUUGAUGUAAGCAUCUACCGUCCUCUGACCCAUGUCCUGCUCUCCUUUGGCAGCCCCAGAAGAAGUCUCGCCAUGAGCUGGAGCAGGAGAAGAAGGCAGCGGAGAAGGCCUUGGUGCAGAGAGAGGUGGAGCUGAUGGAUCCAAGCCUGCAGCCUCAAGAUGCAGCGGCCUUCGAGCGUUUGAUUCUUGCUUCUCCCAACAGCUCUCUACUUUGGCUCCAGUACAUGGCUCACCAUCUGCAGGCCACUCAGAUCGAGCAGGCUCGUGCUGUGGCUGAGAGGGCCCUCAAAACUAUCUCCUUCAGGUGAUACAUACUAUGAAUAAAAAUAAGUUAAUUUUACAACAAGAGCAGCUGAAGUUUUCUGCAGAGACAAUCAUACAGCAGCAGAAGUAUCAGUAUCUGUUACUGUCUUUUGUUCCUGGACGGGACUGUUUUAAUAAGUUUGAGACAAAGUUAAUCAAAAAGUAUCUCUCUGUCUUUUGCUGAUGGUCCCAGGGAGGAGCAGGAGAAACUCAAUGUGUGGGUUGCCCUUUUGAACCUGGAGAACAUGUAUGGCACAGAGGAAAGCUUGAAGAAAGUGUUUGAGAGGGCGCUGCAGUUCUGUGAGCCCAUGCCGGUCUACCAGCAGCUGGCAGACAUCUAUGCAAAGUCUGAGAAGAUCAAGGUGGGAUGUUUUUUUGUUUUAGUUAUCACUCUCUUUCCUCAGUGACAUAGCCAAGUCAUUUUUUUUAAGACUGUUACAAAAUCCUAUUUUUUGUCACAGUAAUGUCAACAUGGCUUUCACUGUGUUUACAUCCAGGAGGCUGAGGGCUUGUAUAAGACGAUGGUGAAGCGUUUCCGUCAGAUGAAGGCGGUGUGGCUGAGCUAUGGCACCUUCCUGCUCCAGCAGGGUCAGAGUGAGGCGGCUAGUGCUCUCCUGCAGAGGGCGCUGAAGAGUCUGCCCUCCAAAGAAAGUAAGAUGACCUGUCGAAACAUUUGAGGCAUAGUGCUUGUUUGGUUUUUUAGACUAUACACCCACCAGUGACCACAGCAAGCAUGUCCUCCUCUAGAUGUUGUCACUGAUUCUGCUGCCAUGACUCAGCUGUGUCUCUCCAUUGAUUUUUUUUAACUUUAUACACAUUGAAUUGCUUCCCCUCAGGUGUGGAUGUGAUCGCAAAGUUUGCUCAGCUGGAGUUCCGUUAUGGGGACGCAGAGAAAGGUCGCACCAUGUUGGAUAAAGUCCUUACAAGCUAUCCUAAACGUACAGACCUCUGGUCCGUCUUCAUCGACCUUAUGGUCAAACAUGGAACACAAAAGGACGUCAGGUAAGCGGUAGCCUUUUAACUUCUACAUGACCCCCAUUGUCCUCUAUAACGGCUUUUUUUUUUCGAGCUUUUUCUGUUAACUUAAAAAGUUAUCAAAUUAAACUUGUCCACCUCAACAUUUUUACAUGAUUAGUGACAUCUUAACAACAGGAUGAGAGGUGUAAAAACUAAUUUUACAAUCACAUGGAAUUGUUCAUUAUAAUUUCUGACUUCUGUCCCUUGCAGGGCGCUCUUUGAUCGAGUGAUCCACCUGAGUGUUGCCGUGAAAAAGAUCAAAUUCUUCUUCAAGCGCUACCUGGAGUAUGAGAAAAAGCACGGCACCCCAGAGAGCAUCCAGGCAGUCAAAGAGAAGGCCAUGGAGUUUGUGGAAGCGAGAGGAACAGAGGCGGCCAACUCAUGAACAAACACACACUUCUGUAAACAUUAUGUAUAGGUGUGGACUGUCAUGUGCUGAAUUGGAUCUGAGCCUCAGCUUUUGGAAAAACAUGGGGUGGAUUUUUGGUGCUUGCACAGGUCCUUCCAUGGUGAUCCACCUUAGCUUGUUGUUUAGCUUUUUUAAUUGUUGCGGUCUGGAGACUGAAAAUUCAGUCUGAUGUUAUAACGACUCAUGGAAUGGUGACUGUAAUCUUUAUCAAAUGUUAAAAUGAAAGAAGUAUUUAACAUGUCAGCCUUUACAUUAAAGCAGAUUUUGUAGGAGAACAGGUGUGAGCUUGAAACAACUGAUGUGAUAUCUUUAACUUUAGUGAUUUUUUCUUUAUUCCUGAGGGGCCUUUUUUGACCUCCACCAACCUUUGAAUAAAUCCGAACUCCAUUACAGUAUUACAUAUGUGACGUGACGUUUUAUUUAAAAGCAACAAAUACAAAAUAACAAUAUAUAGGGACAUGUUUACAUACAAUACAUACAGGCAAGACUAGUUUUCUAUCAGUCUCUUUCUUUAAAAAGGGAAGGGCUGGGGUCACAGUUGGUAACAAUAUCGUCUACUUAAUUGUCAUGGUUGUUAUCCCGCUGGUCUUGUGUUCAGCCAGAGAUUGUGGCUAGCUCUGACUGCUGGAGAAUUUCACCUACAUUGGCAGUAUCAAAGAUGCAUGUGUGGCACAGGGUUAUUGGGUGACUGAUAUGGUUUGUGCUGGCUGUAUUGGUAACACCCCUGAGAUAUUAGAGGUAUCCAUACUGAUCCUGUACUCUGAUGUCCUGCUCAGAGCCGUUGUGUUGGUGGUCUCUGGCAGUGCUGCACCAGUCAUCCAUGACAGUGGCAAUGAUUUCCUGCUCUCUAAUGCGGCUCCUUUAAUCUGUUUAGUGGUGAACAGUGCAAUAUGGAAGGAGAAGUUGGAGCAGUUUUAUGAAAAGGUCCUGUUCAUCCACCCUCUCCCUGACUGGUCUGACCAAAUCGUUUUGGUUCUGUCACUAUGCAAGUCUUACCAAGGCAUAUUGGUAAAAGGUCAGCAGCAGGGCAGCCACUUGGGAUCAUUUUCAACAUUUCCUGUGAGAUGUGUUAAAGAUGACCGCUGUUCAUCAUCCUUUGCAUGUUUGAUGUGUGUUUUCUGAAAGGAUAAGUUCCUCUUAGUUGUUUCACACCUCCUCUGGGUCCAGUGGGCCCUCAGCACCCUGGGGCGCAUCAUUAUGGAGCCGGAGGAUGGGCUUGUUACACAUGGGGCACACGCUGCGGAUCUCCAGCCACUUUAGCAGGCACCUGAAAGUACAAUACCAGUCACCACUUGAAUUACAAUCUAACGUGAGACUCUCGUUUUCAAGGCAUAACUUCAACUGUCUAAAUCAACAUUUUUAUUGUAAAAAAAGUAACAAUUUAAAGUGUCAUAACUAAGUCAGGGGGGUUCUUUUACAGAGUCAAGAAACUUACAUGAAACAAUUCUAAGGUGCCUUUAGAUUCAAUAUUAAUAUUGACGGUGGGCCCUAAAUUUCCUCUAGCUGAAAGCGGUGAAGCCAAAGUACAGCCUUGAGGGGCACUGACAAUAUGUGGUGGGGUCAUAAUUUGAGGCAUGGUUUCUCUGCUCAUUCAAAAUUACUGCAGGAGACUGUCUUGGUUUUUUAUGUUUCACAAUUAAAUGACCAAAACUUGACCUCUGAGAGAGGAACAUGCGACAUGAACCAGCAUGUACUGAUAUGACGGACAGAUGUGUAUUUUAAUGUAUUAGUUUGACUCCAUUUCCAUCCAUCAUAAAAGACACUGCAGCCAGUUACUAGGGGAGCUCUAUUUGACUUCACUUUUGAGAGCUGCUGUGCUGUCCAUGUAUUUUUAUAGUCUAUGGGUGCACUCUUAACAACAUUUCAAAAAAAAAAAAAAGCUCUCUAUCACUAUUCAGUACCAAACAUCUAAAAAAAAACAGCCUUCUUCUAUACACCAAAAAGUAACAAUCAAAAAAUUGUGGUGAAUUAUUCCAAAGUUCAUAUAUGUAAUGUCAUAACGGCUACUGAUAUCAUAUCACUAGAUGCCUCACAACCCAUAUAAGACAACAACAGCGCAUACAUCAAGAGACCGCCACCAUCUUGGUGGUCUUGACGCAUCCGAAGCAGGGUCGUGAGGCAUCUAGUGAAAUGAUAUCUAUGGCCACAGCUACUCUAACCUGUGUCUUAAAGUAUGAAAAAACUAGACAGCUCAUUACAUUAAUACUCAUUCAUUAAGUCCAUACAGAGUUAGACAGAACUUGUGGUUAUUGUCCAGACUUUUGUCUUGCCCUCAAGUAAAGAUGGCCUUAUAAACAAUGUGGUGUUGCCAAGCAACAAGUGGAGAGUGUUAGCUCUUCUCUCUUAAUGCUAAGCUAACAAUUGAAGAUUUUGUUGUAGCCUACAGACAUAAAUGUCGUAUCCUUUUUUGUCAUAUACUCAGCCAGGGGCAAAUGUGUUUUUCAAACUGUUAAUUUCAUCUUAUUACUUUUCCCUAUAUAUUUUUCCAGUUGGGUACUUACUUCUUGUGAAAUGCAUGUGAGCAAGGGCAUACACCAAGUUCAUCUCUGGUCCUGAAUUCCUCCAAACACACGGCGCAAGUUUGCUGCAAAAACAGGAAUUACUGCAAGGUCAGUCUGAGUAGGACCAAAAAUAUCAGCAAGGUGUUUUAUGUCUUUUACUUCUCCUCUCUGAGACAAAGUUUUUUCCCUGCUGCGUUAGCCUUCUUUUUUUCUGCUUUGAUUUUCAACAAUGAAGCAAAAGUCAAAGUAAAGUGGCACUUGAAGCUGUAUAUAAAUUCAAUUGAACUUUAACUAGGAGCAUUACACAAUAUGCAAAUUCUGAGGUAAAAUGAUAGUUUUGUCCUGUCUAUCUAUUUUUACCUGUCACAGGAAUAAACUUAUGCUUGUAGCAACAAAAGAAGAAACUAAGAAAAAAAUAAAAUUACCCCUAACAACCACAGUUACCUUGGGAGAACAGUGGCGUUACUUAAAAAGCAAUCACAGAACACAAGACCUUUUUAUAAUGCAUUUUGAAUGAGAGCAGUUAUUUCUGGAGCCCUACAUUUUACAACAUAGUGAGAGCCAAGCAGGCACUCACUGUGUUCAAAAGGCUGCGAUCAAGAAACAAGAUAUUUUUAGGACUCAGUUUGUGUGGCAACUAGAUCAAAUACAAGAUAAGAAAUUUAUGAUGUUUAUCAACCCGAUCACCCAGGCACUGGAUGCAGAAAAGAAGCAGCAUGUGCGUGCAACAGUAGGUCUGUAAGCUGCAGAGAUUUUACACAUGUGAAACAUGAGAGGAUGUUUUGCAGAAAGACAGACUUACUCCUAGGAGGCUGAGUUUCUUGC